UUAGGUUUAGGGAAAACACAGUUUGUUGGCAAUGAGAUGCAACCUUAUCGAUGGAGAAGAUUCUGGGGAGAUGCUGUGGAAUUUCCUGGAGCACCAAUUUUAUUUGUUCUUGAGAAAUUUUAAAUGUUUCUUUAUCAAAAUAAAACAAAUAUUAGGAAAAAGCAUAUAAUAUUUAUUAUUAAUUCAUUCAUUCAUUCACUUAUUUUAGGUUGGACCUGGAGCUCGGGAGAAAUUUUGAUUAAUUAGGCCCUAUUUUGGGCUUUGCCUCCAGACUUCAGGAUACAAGUUAGCAGUUCAAAGGUAGUGGAGUGUCCCCGAGGCUAUGGACAGCCAGUCCGGCACUGCGGUAGCUGAAAUGCGAAAAAGGCAGCAGUCACAGAAUGAAGGAACACCUGCCGUGUCCCAAGCACCUGGGAACCAGAGGCCCAACAACACAUGUUGCUUUUGUUGGUGCUGUUGUUGCAGCUGCUCCUGCCUCACUGUUAGGAACGAAGAAAGAGCGGAAACUGCAGAAAGACCCCCACACACCACGAAAAUGGAGAGCAUCCAGGUCCUAGAGGAGGGCCAAAACCCCACGGCGGACGAGGUCCUGUCCUGGUCUCAGAACUUUGACAAGAUGAUGAGGGCCCCGGCGGGCCGAAACCUGUUCCGAGAGUUCCUGCGCACGGAGUACAGCGAGGAGAACCUGCUCUUCUGGCUGGCCUGCGAGGACCUCAAGAAGGAGCAGAACAAGAGGGUCAUUGAAGAGAAGGCCAGGAUGAUAUACGACGACUACAUCUCCAUACUGUCGCCCAAAGAGGUCAGUCUCGAUUCUCGAGUUAGAGAGGUGAUCAACAGAAAUCUGUUGGAUCCCAACCCUCACAUGUAUGAAGAUGCCCAACUUCAGAUAUACACCUUAAUGCACAGAGAUUCUUUUCCAAGGUUUUUGAACUCUCAAAUUUAUAAGUCAUUUGUUGAAAGUACUGCCAGCUCUACUUCUGAAUCUUAAUUUUCAUUUAAAAACAGAAUCCUUUUGGAGGGCUGGGAUGGGAGAUAAAAGUAGUCAAGUAACACCAGAAGCAGAGUUCCUGGACAACUACAGUUUAGCAUUCCUCAGGCUACUGUGAAAAUAAAACCAUAUGGUCUUUGUCUCCAUUUUUAUCGAGGUUAGCCGUGGUUAACUUUGGAGAAAAUACCACACAAAACAGUGAAUUGCCAAAUUAAGUUUGUUUUAGUCAACACUCAUUCUACUUGCAAGCAAACUGUACUUGUAGUCCUAUGGACAGUCUCCUAGUGUAUCUCCAGAGACUGCAUGUGCAAAGUAAAACUGCUUCAUUUGCCAUGUAGUUGUUGUAAUAUUUAAUCCAAUGGCGUAACUUAUAUCUGUAUUUAAGGACUUCCGUGCAAUAUGGUCUUACAGAAAUAAUUGCCAAAAAGUUGGCUGUGGUUUGCAUUUUUAAAUAUAACCUAAGACAGAAAAAGCCAAUUUUUAAAUUGUAACACUGUAUUCAACACGCUAUAUAGUGUAUGUUCAGUACACUCAUUUCUAAGCCAAUAUAUCUGUACAUGAAAAAAGAGCUAUUUAUCUCUGUUUGGUGGAAAAUCCCAGUGGGGGAUUCCUCUGGUUGUCCACUGCCAAAACUGGCAUUUUUAUUGCAGAAGAGUUUGUUGUGUAAAAAAAUAAGAUGAAAAGAGAAAAAAAGCACAAACUAAUUUGAAGAUAUUCUAUCUCAAUGACAAAUCAGAGUGAUAUUCUUUUUAAUUGUAACAGAAGAAAAUGAGUCUAUGUAUAUAUCCCAUGUCCGAUACUGUAAUUAAUUUAUUAAAGACUGGCUCUCCAGUUCUAAAACA
Molecule: messenger RNA, 1830 nt
Organism: Miniopterus natalensis
Lineage: Eukaryota; Metazoa; Chordata; Mammalia; Chiroptera; Miniopteridae
Gene: RGS17
Product: regulator of G protein signaling 17
Source: RefSeq, a predicted model, not a curated record